UUCGUCAUUGGCUGGCAAGAAGUAGUCUGUCGACAUCAGGAAGGUCGAAGAGAAGUGAGAUUGAGCGCUCUUGAAGAUAUUCAGGAACAACGAUGGGUGUGACAAGAGAAAACAGGGAUCUGUUCAUCUAUGAAUUUGUUGAAGAUGACCUCGAGUUAUUAGAACAACAUGCUGAUGAUGAUUCCUCCACAGAGCUGCCUCCACAGAGCAGCAGGAGGAAUGCUAAUCGAAACCGUACAAGAGGCAGAUCCGGACAGAUUCUUGAUAAUCAAUGCUUGAACAGGAGAAAGAUGGGGGCUAAGCAGGCCAGGAGAACAGAAAAUUUUCGUCAGCUGCUGACUCUAGUGGAGAAGGAUGAAGUGGGGGAGCUGCAGCUUGACAACGUGUUUGAGCCCAGCAGCUCUGCCUUUGAAAAACUCUUCUCAGAGAGAGAGAAAAUGAAGAUCUGGAAUGAUUUUGUGAACCGAAGUGAGGAGGAACAGGAGACGAUCCUGCAUCCAUCGAGGAGCCAGAGCAAGAGAACAGAGUCGGCGGAUGAGAACCUGGAUGACUCGUGGGAGGAGAUUCCAGAUAAGAGAACUGCUCACCCAGCCUUCACUGCUGAGGAAUGUUACAGGAAGGUGGACAGGAAGUUGAAGGAUUUACUCAAGAGGAGACAACUACCUAUGGGAAUCCUGGAGAAUUUGGAGGAGGAAAUUGUCUCAUUUUUCAAGGAGUGGCCAAGCUCAGUGUUUGUGUCCAAGCUAUCAUCCAGUUAUGAAAGAAUGAUGGUCCAUGCUCUAUGUCAGUUUCUUGACCUGCGAUCUCAAAGUUACGAUGAGAAUGGUGAAAGAAGAACACAAGUUGAAAACAAGCACAACACAUUCCUUCCUCCGUCCCCUCUACUCAGCCAGUACUUACAAAAACAUCGCACUGCUUAAACCUUCAGAUAUAUGCUGUACCAGGGCCACGCUUGGUAAUCUUAGGCCCCAAACAAGGAUAGACGUUUCUGGUUCAGCUAAAAUCUGCCCUUGACUAGUUUAUUUCUUUAUUUUUAUUACCAGUUUACCUCAGUUAUUGAUACCUGGUUUGACCGUAUAUGCUGGGAUUGGAUUUGUUUGAAGUAGGGAUUUGGGGGGUACUUUUUGAAACACAUUAAUGUUUAUGUUGAGGUGUUGGUGCCCAUUUUCAGAAAAUAUCUGUACAUAACAUCAUCAUUCUCCCACCUUGACAUUCACUACUUCCAUUGUUCGGGGUAAACUUUAGCCAAGUGGUUCCAGCAGAUGCCCUGACAAGAUUAGUUCUCCACAUAAGUGUGAUGCAUGUAGCCUACUGGUGUCCACAGCCAUCAUCAGGCUGGAAUGUUGAUGUACGUGGUGUAAGACUCUGUGAGGUCUCUCACCAUAAAGAUCUGGUGCCAAAUAUUUCCUUAUUUGGACUUUAAUUAGCCAAUUCAACUUUUGCAACAGUGAAAACAGAAAAUAUGAUUGUUUGUCUCUGAAUGUUUCUUCA
This is a messenger RNA of Haliotis rubra (blacklip abalone), 1491 nucleotides long. RefSeq names its product R3H domain-containing protein 4-like. Gene Ontology annotation, molecular function: nucleic acid binding. Bases 93 to 920 code for a protein of 275 amino acids. The record is from RefSeq and is a predicted model, not a curated record. The transcript is spliced from 7 exons. NCBI's taxonomy places the organism in Eukaryota, Metazoa, Mollusca, Gastropoda, Lepetellida, Haliotidae.